UGGAGCUUUGCAAAGGAGAAACCUGCAAACAACGUAAGAUAAAACAUUAUUACUGCUCACAUUUUAUAACGGGGGGAACCCUUCUUUUAACCCAGGACUUUAUUUAUCAAACACCGUCACAAAAACAUGAGCGCAUUAACCCCAGAGGUAAACGAGGAAAACAAGCCUAAUGGAAGAAGUCUACUGGGUAACUUGGUCGAGGAGAGGGCUACUGCAUCACUAGACAGAUCAGGAUCUAAUUCCUGUAUUGAUAAGAAUGGACAUAUGGGAAUCCUCACCAUGGAUGUGACUUCUAAAGUGCAGGGGGUUAGCACAUUCAGUUCUGCAUUCGAUACUCCACAAAGCUUUGGGGUGCGAAAGAAAGGAAGACGGACUGAGCUUUUGGAAAAGGACCUCAUCAAAAGAAUAAGUGAUCAAAUACAUGCCGAGUUGAACCCAGACCCUCCGGCCCAUGAGUGGAGCUCUGUGAGCAAAUCAGACUUCAGGGUAGAGGGUUUCAAGUCAGUCCAAGCACUACUGCCCAAGGAUCAUAAUUACACAACAGAUCAGGCCAUCACAUUUUGGAGUGAGAACUAUCAGAAGAUUCAGGGCAUGACAGCAAUCAAAACUAAGGAUAAUCCAUUUAAAAGAAACGCCACCUUCAGCACACCAAUAACUGAACGAAUGGAUUGCCAGGACGACAUCAGUCUGAACCCUUCUGCAAAUGAUAUUCAUUUGUAACUUUACUGUAAAAGACUGUUUUAGUGUGUUAUGCAGAAUGUUGUAGGAUUUUGAUCUAUUCGCAAAUUAAUAAAUAUUAAAUAUGAAUAAAUAUGCUAUUUACACAAAGCUGCUUUUACACUA
Messenger RNA from Paramisgurnus dabryanus, 843 nucleotides. It is a transcript of the gene spag8, whose product is annotated as sperm associated antigen 8. The record is from RefSeq and is a predicted model, not a curated record. Lineage: Eukaryota; Metazoa; Chordata; Actinopteri; Cypriniformes; Cobitidae. Gene Ontology annotation, biological process: positive regulation of transcription by RNA polymerase II. Gene Ontology annotation, molecular function: microtubule binding. Gene Ontology annotation, cellular component: nucleus; cytoplasm.